AUGGACACCAUCAUCGAUCUUUCAGACCGGUCGAAGGCCCUGGAUCUCACGAACAUCCGCUAUCAGCUCAUUCGUCUCGAGGAUACCAUCACCUUUCAUCUGAUUGAGCGUGUCCAGUUCCCUCUUAACAAAAACAUCUACGUCCCAGGAGCAGUUCCGAUCCCAAACUCGGAAUUGAGCUUCAUGGACUGGUACCUUCGGGAACAGGAAAAACUCCAAUCCCUCAUCCGCCGCUUUGAGUCACCGGACGAGUACCCUUUCUUCCCUGAUGCCGUCCAAAAGCCAAUCCUCGACCCACUCGACUACCCUCCAAUUCUCUACCCCAACGAUGUCUGUGUGAACGACAAGAUCAAGCAGUUCUACACAGAGAACUUCCUUCCAAAGGUCUGCCGCGACUUUGGUCGCGAGGACAGGGGUGUUUCUCAGGAGAACUACGGCUCAUCCGCCACGUGCGACAUUGCUUGCCUGCAAGCACUUUCCAGGCGGAUUCACUUUGGCAAGUUUGUUGCCGAGUCCAAGUUUGUGUCGGAAACGGAGAAGUUCACGAGGUUGAUCCGGGCUGGCGACCGGGACGGAAUCGGUGAGGCCAUCACGAACAAGGCGGUUGAGAAGAAGGUGUUGGAGCGUCUCAAGCUCAAGGCGCAGACUACGGCACCGAUCCCUCGCUCCAAGGUCCAGACGCUGCUGAGCAGGUCAAGAUCAACGUUGAGGCUGUUGUGUCCAUGUACGAAGACUUUGUCAUUCCCCUGA
Messenger RNA from Podospora anserina S mat+, 750 nucleotides. RefSeq lists its product as uncharacterized. The transcript is spliced from 2 exons. The record is from RefSeq and is a predicted model, not a curated record. Gene Ontology annotation, cellular component: cytoplasm. Gene Ontology annotation, biological process: aromatic amino acid biosynthetic process; chorismate metabolic process. Gene Ontology annotation, molecular function: chorismate mutase activity. NCBI's taxonomy places the organism in Eukaryota, Fungi, Ascomycota, Sordariomycetes, Sordariales, Podosporaceae. The coding region runs from base 1 to 750 and encodes 249 amino acids.